AUGUGCUCUGGAAUAACACCAAGAGUUCUCACCUUUGUCAUAAUUAUACUUACACAAUGUAAUGAGCCCUGGAGCGUUUUGGUUAAUACUCAAGAAAUGACUUGCAUCAUACGCGAUAAAAACUUCACCGACUUUCAAGAUUGUGGCAUAAGACUGGAUAAGCAAAAGGGUUCAGUGCUCAAUCUUACCAUAAAGCUCUUACAAUUGCCAGUGACGAACUGCAUGGUGCAUCUGGAUAUCUUGCAUUUGGCGAAAUCUAAAGAGCCAAGAAUUGUCUACCAAGGUGAUUGGGAGGGAUGUGAGUUUUUGCGUAAUCGCAGACGCUUCAAAUUUCUAAGCAUGAUUUACGAUCCCAUAUUGACCUACACAAAUAUUAAUCACACAUGUCCUUACUGGGUAGGUGGUGAGCACGAUCUACAUGUGACGAAUUUUCCAGCUGGCAAAAUCCAUGCCCCCAUUCCAAUACCAAUUGGACAGUAUAAAUUAAUAACACAAUAUUUUGUGGAUAAGAUAUUGCGUCAUGAAAUAUGGUUCACUUUUAAGGCAUCCUAA
Molecule: messenger RNA, 552 nt
Organism: Stomoxys calcitrans (stable fly)
Lineage: Eukaryota; Metazoa; Arthropoda; Insecta; Diptera; Muscidae
Exons: 3
Coding region: 1-552 (183 amino acids)
Source: RefSeq, a predicted model, not a curated record